Messenger RNA from Trichoplax adhaerens, 1476 nucleotides. RefSeq lists its product as uncharacterized. Lineage: Eukaryota; Metazoa; Placozoa; Uniplacotomia; Trichoplacea; Trichoplacidae. The coding region runs from base 1 to 1476 and encodes 491 amino acids. The transcript has a single exon. The record is from RefSeq and is a predicted model, not a curated record. Gene Ontology annotation, molecular function: iron ion binding; oxidoreductase activity, acting on paired donors, with incorporation or reduction of molecular oxygen; heme binding.
AUGAUUGCUUCACUUAUCAUAAUAGUGUUCAUCACAUACGCCAUUGUAUCGUUGUGGCCAUGGUUGUAUUCCAAGUAUAGAAUUUAUUCAGCUCUUCGUAAAAUGCAAGGCCCGAAACCUCACUGGAUUACUGGUAAUGUUAGUGAUUUCGAUGGCAGUUUCUCACAAUCACUGUUGAAAAUAGAUAGGCAAUACUCACGUAAAUAUGCGUUAUAUUAUGGUAUAUGGCAUCCAGUACUUGCCAUCAAUCAUCCAGAUACAAUUAGAAUGGCUCUCAAAAAGCCCUUUUCCAAAGAUACUGACGCUAUGAAGUAUGUUCGAGAUUGGACUGGUGAUGGAAUAUUAACCUCUAACGGGGCAUUAUGGGCGAGAAAUCGGCGUCUUUUAACACCAGCAUUCCAUUUCGAUGUUCUUCGAUCUUAUGUUAGCAUUUACAACGAAUGCACAGAUAUUCUUAUUGAGAAAUGGAAAAAUAAUUGUGGAAAAUGUAUCGAAAUUUUCGACGAUAUGAGUAGGCUAACAUUCGAUGUCUUGCUUCGCUGUGCAUUUUCAGCCAACUUGAAUCUACAAACAUCUGAGAAAAGACACCCCUUUCUUUUGGCAACAGAUGAAAAUUCAUAUAUAGUCGAAGAACGUUUCGUCAACUUAAUUUAUUCGAUCACUUCUACCUUUAAGCUCACUGCCAAAGGUCGUCAAUAUUUUAAGAAUACAGAAUUUAGUCGAAAAUUUGCUAAAGAGAUCUUAAUGGACAGAAGGAAACAGAUCCAGACGGGCCAAGCUGAUACUAGCAAUAAAAAGUAUCUCGAUUUCUUAGAUAUUAUGUUGCAAGCCAAAGAUUCAUCUGGUAAUGGGUUGACAGACGAUGAAAUAGUAGCAGAGGCUAUCACAUUUUUAUUUGCUGGUCAUGAUACUACAGCUUCUACCAUUUCGUUUGCGCUAUUUAGCCUGGCAAAACAUCCAGAAUAUCAACAGAAAAUUCGAGAAGAGUAUGAACAAGUGUUAAAUGGCAAAGACGAACUGUCAUGGGGUGAUUUAGCAGGAUUACAGUUCACUACUAUGUGCAUUAAAGAGACAUUAAGAAUACAUCCUCCAGUAUGUAUUUUGGGUCGUGGUUUAUGUGAGGAUACUGAGAUUGAUGGUCAGGUGUUUCCUAAAGGUCUUGAAUUAGAACUACAAUUAUAUUGCAUUCAUCAUAAUCCUGAGUUUUGGCCUGAUCCAUGGACUUUCAAUCCAUUGCGAUUUACACAAGAAGAAAUUAAUAAGCGAGAUCCCUAUACUUUUUUCCCAUUUGCACUUGGAAGUAGAAAUUGUAUUGGGCAAAAUUUUGCAAUGAAUGAAGCCAAGGUUACAUUAGCCAAAUUAGUCCAUCAGUUUGAAUUUAGUGAAGCUGAAAAUCACCCUCUCGAUCAUUUAAUCUCGUCCGUAUUACGUAACGUUGGCGGUACUUGGGUCCAAUUGAAGGAUAGAAAUCCGUAA